This is a messenger RNA of Amphiprion ocellaris (clown anemonefish), 10375 nucleotides long. RefSeq names its product cornichon family AMPA receptor auxiliary protein 3 (gene cnih3). The record is from RefSeq and is a predicted model, not a curated record. NCBI's taxonomy places the organism in Eukaryota, Metazoa, Chordata, Actinopteri, Pomacentridae. The transcript is spliced from 7 exons. Gene Ontology annotation, biological process: regulation of AMPA receptor activity; vesicle-mediated transport. Bases 619 to 1101 code for a protein of 160 amino acids. Gene Ontology annotation, cellular component: synapse; dendrite.
ACACGCACGCACGCACGCACGCACACGGACGGACGCUGCCUGCUUCUCUUUUAAAUCCACCUGUUCAUACCUCUCCCGACGCGCUCCGCUCUGCGCUGCCGCUGAUAGGUUUGUCAGCGGCAGAAAGCGGCAUUUAUUAACGCCUGGCGCAUAAGUAGCAAGCAGCAGCUCUCCAAGCCGGCAGCAGAGCUCAGCACUCGGGCUGUUGCAGGGGGCUCCGCUGGAUGGAUUACCUCCCGGUGCUCCUCUCCUGGAUGGGUUUGCGCAUCAGCUCCUCACAUCAGUCGCCGCUCAUCUCCACCGCGUGUCUAUGAUUACAUGAUCACCUCGCCAAGACUGUGGACACCGAUCGCCGAUCAUGCGCUGAUUUGAGAGCAGCUCUGACCUCAGAGUCUCAUCACCGCUGCCGACUGACCAUCUGGAGAAGGUUUUUCUGCAACAAAUAGUUGCGAGGGGGCCAAGUCAUGGUGCCUCGGCUGUCCAUGGCACCGUGAGAACUUUCUUCCUCGUCCCUCUUGUUUUUUUUUUCCCCCCAUCCUCUUUGUUUUGUUGUUUUUAGAUGUUUGUCAGCGGGAUCGUGCUUCCUUGGGAAAUUAUCCACCGUUUCCCCUUUCAAUUAUGUUCACUUUUGCUGCCUUCUGCUACAUGCUGUCUCUGGUCCUCUGUGUGUCCCUGAUCUUUUUCGCAAUAUGGCACAUAACAGCUUUUGAUGAGCUCCAGGCUGACUUCAAGGUGCCUAUCGAUCAGGGCAACCCACUCCAUGCGAGGGAGAGACUGCGGAACAUCGAGAGGAUCUGCAACCUGCUGAGGAAGUUGGUGCUGCCAGAAUACUCCAUCCAUGGACUGUUCUGCAUCAUGUUCCUGUGUGCACAGGAGUGGCUGACUGUGGGCCUCAACAUCCCUCUGCUCUUCUACAACACAUGGAGCAGGUACUUCCAUUCCCCAACGGACACUAAGGAGCUGCUCUACGACCCUGCAUCCGUGAUGAACGGCGACACGCUCAAGUUCUGCCGGAAGGAGGCCUGGUGCAAGCUGUCCUUCUUCGUCCUUUCCUUCUUCUACUAUCUCUACUGUGUGUGGAACCUGGAAAUAUCCCUCUAAUAGGUCUUAUCAAUGGAAACACUUAAAGCUCAUUUUGGACUGACCUGCUGUUUUUGAGACCACUGACAGCAGCAGCAGCAGUGAGGUAUUUUAUAGUAUAAGGUGAAGGUUGUAUUCACUUUUAAUUCCACCAAGUUCAGGAUCCCAAUCCCAAGCAAUGACUGAAUUAGGUUGCAGAGAAAUGGCAUAUUAUAUCAUCAAAACUGGAAUUUGAUUGAAGGCAUUUUGCCAUUCAGCCAAAAUUCAAACUGUUGUAAGGAAUAGCCCAAAUAAUAGCAUGCAUUUGAAUAAACAACUAACACUCACUGGCCCAAAUACAAGUGAAAAUCCUGCCUUGCUGUUUUAAAUGACAUUGGCCCAUCUCUGAAUCAAAUUUUCAAACCUUAAUGCACAAUGGUUCACAAUUCAAACAGUACAAACGAUUAUAAGAUACCAGCGCUACUAUUAGUAAUCCAGCGGAGGGGUGUGUCUACACUGACACAUUCUGCACAUGUAUGCUAGAAAACAUGACUUUAACCACCCAAUAGCAACUAAAAGAGCUGCUUUGCUUAACAGUUUAAAAAUGCAUACAACAGCUUAACAAGAACAAGACAGUCUACAGUACAAUACGUUUCAGAAGAAAAAUGUUCUGCUAAUCAGCCAAAUGUGGAAACGCCUGCAUUCAUUUCGUGCAGCACAUUUUGGGAAACUUAGAAUGCAUUGCAUUUACUAGAGAAAUCUGAAUUUAGAGGAUUUAACUCUUAACAAUGACAUCCACAUUUCAUAAUUGUAAGAAGAAAAUGUAAUCAUAUUUCCAGGAUAAUGUUAAAUAGAAUGCGGUUCAAGAAUUGACAGCAGUAUUGCCAGAUUUUGGGCUACUUUUUAACUAGAAUUUUAUCAUUAUUGUAGAUGUAAUUGCCAAAAAACCUUGAUAAACCCACUUUGAAAUCACAGAAACCGACACUUCAGAACUUGCCUAAGAAUCAUGAGGCUUUUUUUUUUUACAUUUCUUCAAUGUAAAAGUUGUCUGUCACAUGAAAUAGAACAUAACAAAGAGAGACUUUUAAGAGCUAAUUUGGUGGAAUUGAUUUACGAAAAUGUGAAACAAUGUGAGCCUAAAAAAAUGCUGUAGCCCACAGUGUAACAUUAGCCAUCGUGUUUAUUUUCAAGUUUAAGUGCUGUCUUAAACAGUAUUCAUAAUUAUAAAAUAAGGCCUCAAAAGUUGUUUCAGUGUAUAAUUUUUUAUAACCCAUAACCCUUGUAGAACUCGACUAAAAUCUGUUCCUGAACUGUUGCUAUCAACUAGUACAACAUAGCAAGUCUUGAAAUGUAACCAUAACCCACUGAAAGGAUGACCCAAGCUGCAUAAAAUCACACUUUAGUUUACUGAAAGACUUGUUUUCUUGAUAUAGAUCCAGAUAAUCACUUUAAGAAGUGAACUCCAAUUGCAUGCAGCUACAGUGAUGUUCAGCAUAGCAGCUUGUUUUGGUGAACACGGUUGAAUUGGAAGUGAAGCAGCCUGAAACCUGCCGUGUGGAACUUGUCUGUUUUCUUGACCCUUCUUUACCCACCGCUCUCCAAAACCAAACGCCCUCACCUGCAUCUGUGACCUAAAGAUCCCUCACGCACUCACAAUAAAUCUUACCGACACACAAACACACUCUCACUGAGACAAACCCCCGUGUGCUGCAUACACAUAAUGAAAUCGUGCAUGCCCUCGCAGACACAGAUGAACCCGGCUCCACCUGGGCAACGGGUGAUUCAGAAUCCUUUUGGGUUUGCUCUGUGGAGCUUAUCUGGUGCAGAUGAUCCACUGCAAUUACUCUGUACAUCGUGAUUUUUGUCCAUCUGGGCACAGCAGGAGGACAGACGUACAGGCUCAGAGGGCAUGGACGAGGUUUAGAUCUUUCUGAAAUGGCUUCAUCUGUGGCUUCAUCGUCUCUUUAGUGAGAUAAAUCAGUGAAACCUGCAAUAGUGCAUUAUAAUAACAGCUAAUAAACCUUUCAAAAUUCAAGACAACCCGAUUCUGCAUCAGCCCCAGGUGAGCUCUGUGCUAUCUCACCCUCCUCAGCUGCACUUUCUCCUGACACUGGAUGAUUAUAAAGCUCCUCCUGACUAACAGACUCCCUCUUGGAGUGUAAGCUUUGAUCUCUACCCUUCGACCGCUCACCUUCUUUCUUCCCUCUUUCCUCUUGUCACUGCUGUCACAGGAUGCUGUGUGGAUUGUGGUGCUCCCCAGUAACCAACACCUUCUCUCCCUUUGUAAGAUGAAUAUAGGUUUUCUGUGUUUGCUCGGCUUGUGGUCCUUAGCAUGUCUUUUCCUUCACACUCAAGGUUAACAUGGGCUCAUUAAGAGGACAGAUGUUAAAUAUAUAAAUGACAUAAAAUGUUUCAUCACACAGCGAAUGGCCUCACCUUAAAUUACCACAUAAAUCCUUAAUGAGAACAUACACUGUGCAUAAACAUAAUUAAAGUCUGCAUAUUUCCAGCAUCAUCUGUGGUUCUGAGCUGAGCAACUGAGCCAGAAACUCCAUUUGGGAUUAUACUGGUGCAGCUACUGGGCUAAUAUCCAUAGCCAGAAGCAAACCUGUUCACUCACUAUUUUCUCUUAUAUUACAUUGUUCAAUGAAGUGUAUGUUUCAUUGGACCGGGUACGAUUUGAAAUGUUUGCCGCUGUGAUGCCUUUGUAUUUGGUAGGAAACAUAUGUUAAAAAUGGCUACUGAAAAGUAGCACUACAGGGCAGAUAUUGUACGACUGGAUUUCAGUUUGGUUAAUUUCGUUCCACUAAGUUCUCCGAAAUAUAUGAACUUACGUGAUAUAUGGUAUGUCUCUUACCUCUGAUACUAACCAUUGGAGCAUAUCCGCAGCAGGGGGUAUGCCAUAGAUAAACCCAUUUUAAGAAGUUCACCUUUAGGUAGCCCUUUUAUGAUGCAACAAUUCUGUGGUAGAGAUUCAAUUAGCUUUAGGUAUGUGGUCAAGUUUAUGGAAAGGGUAAUUAUUUGGGUUAAAAUAAGUACUUACGAAGAUUAGAUUACCUUCAUUGUCAUAGUUACAAUAAUAAACACACUAUUUAGAUUAUGGAACGAACUUGGGUAUAAGAAACGUUGGUGUUUUGUGAUCUCCCCAUGUUAAAGUGCAAUAUUUCAGUAUUACAAGUGUCAUUACUUUUAGCCAGAACAUCACAACCGCUCAACUGAACAAGUUCAAACUUGACACUGCACUUGUUUGGGUCUUCAGCAGCUCACUCGCCAAGUUUUACGUAGAUUGUGUAUAUAGUUUUGGAGAUAGUUAAAGAACAGACAGACACACAGACAGAUUUCCUCAUUUAUUGUGCAACUGAAAGCUGGGCUCAUGUUGCAGCAAACUCUAACUCAGUGGCAACAUUAUACUACAGAUUUCUUGGAGAAAUUCACCUCUCUUCAAACAUGUUAUGACUUUUAAUAAGAUGUUUUCUAAAAACACUUUGUUGACAAAAUUUAGUCAUUAUAUCAGGUAGCGCCAUCACCCCUGUCCUCUCAACCACAGCAUGACUGAUAUCCACUGCAACUCAUAAGUACAAGAUCGUUUCCUGUAAUUAGAGUAACUGAUCUAGUGUUUAGAAGAUAGUAAGUUACAAUUUAGCAAAAGGUCUCGAGAAGAUUUUUAUUUUACAAAUGCAGGCACUUUUGCACUGUAUGCGUCUUCCGAGUUGUACAGUCCUGGUGUCAAACCAAAGUAAGCUGCUUAAAAAUACAGAUUCACUGACUUACGAUCUUUCCCUGAUUCUGGUUUUUCAGCUUUCAAUUUUAUAUUUACUGCUUUCUGGCAGGAACAAGCAGUGACUUUCAGAUUUUUGCCUAUGAAAAUUUAAAAACUAGUCAUAUACAUAUUUGUGACCAAAAUUUCAUAUUCAGUCCUGUUAAUCUAAUUUUCAGUUCAUCGCUACAUUUUGUCGAGAUGGUAGAAGAAUGUAGUUUUGUAUCAUAUAUGCCAAAAAAUAUUUUUAAGUGUGAAAAGCCUAAAUUAAACUGAUUCAGUAUUAGAUUCAAAUUAAAUGAACUGCAGAAUGGAUGUAAAAGUGUAAUCCAUGCAUUUCAAGCUCGUAUUGUGCCGAGGCUAUGGCACUGUGUUCCAUGGCAAUUACAAAACAGGUAUCGAGAGGUGGAUUAGUCUUUUCCUAUGUGUGUUUCACCUCACACAUUACAUGCCAGGCUGAACUGCGCUCUAAUUAGAGUUACAAUAAUUGGACAUUCUCUCCUUAGCACACGUUGUUCCUGUUUAAUUUGAGGUGUCAUGUGAGGAGCAUUUGCACAGAACUAAUCCGCCUCAUAUUUUCUCUGUUGAUCAUGCAACUUAAUUGGACAUUUAUAAUGCAAAUCCACUUCUAUUAACUUGGAACUUGUGAGAGAAACCCCCAAACCCAGCAAGAAUUUUGCUAAUGCAGAGAUUCUAUUAUUAUUAUUAUUCCUCUUGUCUGUGUAUAAACCUUAAAAAUGCAAGAAAAUGAAGCAGAAGUGGUUUUUUUUGUCUUGACAAAAACUCAAGACAAAAUGAUAAAUAAUCCUGGAUAUUUAACAGGCUAAACAGUGAUAUCAGCUUUUCUAUUCUCAUGCAGCUCCAAAUCUGUGAGGCUUCCUCAUGAAUCGAGUCAUAUUUUAGCAUAUAUUAUGUUCAGUUAGUGUCUAAUUAGUCUGUAAAAGUGAAGGAGCUGUAAUUUAAAGAGAUACAAGUCAAUCUAGCAAUUAAUGAAGGCAGUUCUCAGAGGGUUUAAUGGGAGGAGGGCGAGUCCCUGAGGUUAAGCCAAGCAGUUCACUUCUGAUCCGUCUCUUCCUGCCUCUCUCUCUGCAGCACAUUUUCUGCCCUUCUCUGUGUCUGUCCAUGGAUAUUCAUGAGUCAACAGAGUGAACUUGCUGCCUUCUCACCAGCAGAGAUUAACAGAGGUGUGAGGAGCUGACAGAGGCCUGUGGGAUGAACACAAACGUUGGGAGUUGUUAGUUACUGUCAGUGAGGUGCUGAUCUGUUCUUGUCAAGUCACAGCUCAGCGAGACAAGUGUCGAAUCCCCAAUCUGUGAUUUGUUCUGUCGCUGUUGUUGUGUCACACGGUCCUUCAUUAUUCUCCUUUUUUUCCCAGGUGAACAACACAGGCUCUAUGAUCAAAUACUUCUGUAAUACUUCAUGUUCACCGCAGUGCGACAGAAGAUCGUCAGUGUCAGUGGUCGACGUAUAGAAAUCACACUGCCACUUUGCUGCAACUGUGUGUUUGACAGCUUGUUUUGCACAUGCUCAUUGCAUUACAUGAUGCUCAUCAGCUUUUGCUUUUUAUGUUGCAUCCAGUGGCAACUUUUCUGCAGACUUUUAGGAAAUAAUAUUUGAAAAAAGCAAAACAAACAUGCCAGGAAGGAUUGUUGUUUUUACAUGUUUAGGUCAUAGUAAAAACCUAAUAAUGUAAAAAUUUUGAUAUUUAAUGGAGAAAAUUGUUACAAAAAGGAGUUACAGAAUGGUAGCAUGUGUCAAUUACAGGACUUGAACAGGUCUGUGGUCAAAUAUGAAUGUGUUUUUGUUCCGCCUUUAACCCAGAUGAGUUAUUAUUCUAGUUACAGAUAUAUUUCUUUUCACGUAUUAGGAAUUCCCUGCCUUUAACAGCUUACCUAUGUAAUAUAAGAAAACUGAGACAUUCCCUAAUAAACUUAAAUAGGAUACAUUUUAAUACCACAUAAUCCAUUCAAAGGUACUAGGAUAUUCUCUCAAAUGUAUGUGCAUUAUUUAUAUUUGUAAUUAAUGAUUCAGGAAUAAUUUCAGCUUAUUUCAGUCUCUCAUCAUUGUGGCUCUAUGGGUCCUGCUAAUUUUACACUCCAUUAGAGACUUGGGUGAUAUAGGAGUUGCACAAAACAGCAUGUGAAUAGUAUAUAUCAGGGCGACUAGCUCGAGCUCCUUGCUGUUUUCCAAGAACAUAUUUUUGUUCGACCAAAGGUAAAAAUAUCAGCCGCCAGUUUGCUAAUUGCAUUAGGAACAACUUCUGGCCCAACUAAUCCCUCUGCAUUAGGUCAGUAGGCAUGUUUAUCUACAAACACUGUGAGGCAGAUAGUAGCAGGUACAAUUCUGUCCAUUUUCUGUAAAACACACAAGGCUGCAAUAGUUAUCAAAUCACUCUCCUCUAUAGACAUGUGGCAGUUUGCUGAGACCGGUAUCAGCGGGUUCCAGUCUUAACUUUUCCUCCUCAGUUGGCAGCAGAAUGGUAAAUGUUAAAUGGAUUUGCACUUAUGGGCACCUUUUAACCUUAGCUAGGUUCUACAAAGCAGCUUGCAAUGUGUUUCCGCACACCAGUGGAGGUUUGCCAACCACUAGAAGCAGCUUGAGGUUCAGUGAAUUACCCAACCUUUUGAUUCGGAGACAACCUGUUCUUACAACUGAGCCACUGCUGCAGGAACACCAUCAGUUUCCAGCUGUUUUUCAGUAUGUCCUGUUUUUUUUUCCUCUGCCCCCAACCACUGAGUAUGACCUUCCAUCUGAUUUAACUCCUUAUCUGUAGAUUCAAGUUCUAAUAAAUACAGCCAGCCAUCAAAACUGAAAUGCACAGAGUGAGUAAGGUUUGUAGGCAGAUAUCCCUGGAUGGAGAUCCCUAAUGCUUUUGGCAAAAUGGCUGUUACAGGUGGCUAAUUUUAGACUCAUAAACAAACAUUUAAAAUGAUUACCAUUUUUUUAAAAAAAUCAAAAUUUCUAGAAAGCGACAGGGAACUCGUGCUAGUCGGUAAAAGUUGAACAUCAUUUACAGUUGCCUCAUUUAUAUAAUAGGAAUUAAAACAAACCAGAUGAGUCUCACUGUGACUCUUUGGAUGAAUAAAUAUUACAUUGACACGUUUUGAACAACCAUAUUCAGGUACUUCCUGUUUGAUAUCAUAUUGUUACCAAAACACAUUAAAUACCAAUACAUUCAGACUAGUCAGCAACUAUACAAGUCAUGACCAGCACUGUGCACUACAGCUGAUCUGACGGCACUGGUUGGCUACACUGUAGAUAAAGUCUUUCUUUGAGUUCCAGCUCUCUCAGUCCUUCAUGUUCUACGUUAUAUUCUAAAACUACUCAGACCCUUGUUUAAAUGCAAAGUAAAUCUACAUCACUCCACUUCUUGUGUGGACUGAAAGUUAAAUUAAAUAUUAAUUGAAGAAGUCAGAGCACUUUCUUGUUGUUUCCAAACACUUAAGGUCUACGGUGCGAACCUCUGCACACGGACUUGAUGCAUAAUUCGGCCUUUUUGAAAAACACAGCAUAAGUGUGAAUAAUUCAGAUUAUGAUGGAGAAGCAUUAAAGAAAGAGUGCAAGCAAAAGUUUGCUGUCAGAAGAUAAAUAGGCCCACUUCUGCAUCUCAAACAGACAGACUCCCCCAUUAGAUGUGCAGGCAGCAGAGACUGCAGUAUCGAGAUGAAUCACCGGGAAAACUGACUAUGGAUCAGUGAGAUCAAUGGACAAAGACACCUGAAGGCUUUAUCUGAAAGAGGAAAUUAGUAGGCCAUUAGUCGAUUUGAACUAUUGUGUGAUUUUCACUUUCUUGUCCAUCUGUGCAAUCAGAAAAGUGUUGCCUCACUUUUGUAUUUAAUGUUUCUUCUUCUUCUUGUGUUUCAGUAUGAUCUACUCCUUGGUUACCUCAUAACAACUGAUUUAUCAGCAAACCGGGGAGAACUAGAAACGCCUCUGGAUACAUUUUGUACCACAGACUGCCAGUGUAGAAAUAUAAGACAAGAAUUUUUAAAGUAAAGAAGUUGUUUUUUUGUUGUUUUUUUUUUUUUUUUGCUGUGAAGCCAAACAAUGAACUAAACUGGGGGUGGAAGCUUCUUUUCUGCUUCGUUCCCCUGCAAGAAGAAGGGACAUAUUUUAUCAUCGACUGUAUAUAAGAACUGAAGACUAAAUCUACUGUUUACAGUUUGAGUAAGACCCGAAUUUAAUCACUGCCUGGCCAACGUUUGUACCACACACACACACACACACGCACGCACACACACACAUCCACAGCCUCCUCUGUAGUGCUGCUGCUCCUGCCGUACGGUAACGGUGGCGUCCGGCAGCCGGGAGGAUGAAGAGCACAGUAGCGUUUGCACAGUUUGUCUCAGGCACAGCGUGGUGAAGCACUGUCACAGCACAGCACAGCUACACCGAACCCACCCAGCCACUCCACGAUGCCUCACCAACCGUAGCUUCACCGGUGAGUCCGGAGGGAUAGAUGGACAAGUGGACAGACGGAUCACACUGUACAGAAAAGAGAAACCGAGCUCCGGGAGGGAAAAGCGAAGAGUUUCUCGACAUCCCCCCACCCCUCCUCCCCAAAAACACACACACACACACAGUCCAUGCUUUGUGGGAUUUUCUUUCUAACAUUAUGUGAAUGACUUUUGUGACCUGUGCAUUUUGGUGUAUUCUUUAAAACAAAAGGCAUUUCUAAUUGAUCUACAGCAAAAGCUGUUCUAUACAGCAAAUGCCUUCUCAGUGUUGUCCUAGUGUUGUUCUAUCGUGGGAAAAUUUUCUAAAAACUCCAACAAAAAACCUGUCCAAGUUUUUAUAGUAGAGGAGCACACAUUCUUUGCACAAAUAGUGUCUUUUAUCUUGCACAAUAUUCGCAAUAUUUGGCUAUAUUAUAUAUUAGAGAUACUUUAUGACGGUCUAGCCACAGAGGUGAAGGUCUUCCAGUAUAUAAAGAACUUACCCAGCCCUGUUGGAGGAUUGGGGGGGAACAAUGUGAAUCUUUUCUAGCUCUCUUUACAUCAAGGACCAAAACGUUGUCUUUUCACUAUUUAAAUGAAUUUAUUUAUGUCUAUCUGUGAGAUACUGAUGGCUCGCUUCCAUGCUUUAUCUUGAACAUUCUUUUCCGACGAAACCACACCAGGAGUGAGGAGUAAACAAAGCAGGAGUUGGGGAAGGUGCCUCGCAUCAACCUGUUCCUCCUUGAUUUGAAUUAAAGCAACUGUAGCAAAUGCUAUCAGAGCAAGUCUAAGAAGAUGAUUCCCAGAGAGAAAGUUACAGAUUAUCAUCCCUGCAGCUGGGGUGAAUUCAUACUCUUCAGCAGAGCAGGUGCUUGAACCUGCAUCUUCCAUGUGUAGCACAGUUUUCUAAGCGCUGGGCCACUCUUCAAACCUUCACCACCGUCAUCAGCACUCAGUGAGCUUCAGUUGAUAAGCCGUAGCUCCAGGAGCAGAUAGGAAUACCCAGUUCUUGUUGUUUUCUCUUAUUCUAACUUGAGCAUUUUCUAUCCUUGCUGUGUAUGUAUGUGACCAACCAAGUUGAAUUUAGAUAUUGUUUAUGAAAUAAAGUAUUUUAAAAUCUAAA